Pseudophryne corroboree (corroboree frog) is the source of this 6114-nucleotide messenger RNA. RefSeq lists its product as uncharacterized. The transcript is spliced from 13 exons. The coding region runs from base 140 to 5929 and encodes 1929 amino acids. The record is from RefSeq and is a predicted model, not a curated record. Lineage: Eukaryota; Metazoa; Chordata; Amphibia; Anura; Myobatrachidae. Gene Ontology annotation, molecular function: RNA polymerase II cis-regulatory region sequence-specific DNA binding; DNA-binding transcription factor activity, RNA polymerase II-specific. Gene Ontology annotation, biological process: regulation of transcription by RNA polymerase II.
GUCCUAAUCCCCGCCCUCUGUGCUUCAUAACAACAUCCGGGUCUCUAGGUGGGAAGGAGCAGAGAGGAGACAUCCGCUGUGAGAUACCAGAGUCUUUAUUACAUGUCACACGUUCUGUAUUCUCACUGAUUCACUGAAGAUGGACACUGACAAAAGUCUCAAGACUGAGAGGAUAAUAAAUAUCACCCUGGAGAUCAUCUACAUGCUAACUGGAGAGGAUUAUACAGUAGUGAAGAAGACAUCUAGUGAGUUUGAGACACCCAGCAGCCAUCCCCGUGUGUCAGGAGGACUGAGCAGGACCCAGAGCCCCAUCACGUUGCCUCCACCUCACUCACUGAUACACGAGAGGCACAAUGCUCAGAAGAUUCUGGAACUCACCAACAAGAUCAUUCAGCUGCUGACUGGAGAGGAGGGGGAGUAUAUAGAGGAACACAGGGGUCUGUAUAAGGACGUGAUGAUGGAGAAUCACCGGCCCCUCACAUCACUGGAUGGGCCUAGUAACAGAGAUACCCCAGAGAGAUGUCCCCGUCCUCUGUAUUCCCAGGAUUGUACAGAGGAGAAUCACAGGAUCCCACAGGAGGAUCAGAGUGAAGAUCUGGCUGAAGAUAUAGACGGAGAAGAAGAGACGUAUGUGACUGAUAUGAAGGCAGAAGAUACAGAGGGAGAAGAAGAGACGUAUGUGACUGAUAUAAAGGCAGAAGAUAUAGAGGGAGAAGAAGAGACGUAUGUGACUGAUAUAAAGGCAGAAGAUAUAGAGGGAGAAGAAGAGACGUAUGUGACUGAUAUAAAGACAGAAGAUGUAGAGGGAGAAGAAGAGACGUAUGUGACUGAUAUAAAGGCAGAAGAUAUAGAGGGAGAAGAAGAGACGUAUGUGACUGAUAUAAAGGGAGAAGAUAUAGAGGGAGAAGAAGAGACAUAUGUGACUGAUAUAACGGCAGAAGAUACAGAGAGAGAAGAAGAGACGUAUGUGACUGAUAUAACGGCAGAAGAUACAGAGGGAGAAGAAGAGACGUAUGUGACUGAUAUAAAGGCAGAAGAUAUAGAGGGAGAAGAAGAGAUGUAUGUGGGUGAUAUAAAGGCAGAAGAUAUAGAGGGAGAAGAAGAGACGUAUGUGACUGAUAUAAAGGCAGAAGAUAUAGAGGGAGAAGAAGAGACGUAUGUGACUGAUAUAAAGGCAGAAGAUAUAGAGGGAGAAGAAGAGACGUAUGUGACUGAUAUAAAGGCAGAAGAUACAGAGGGAGAAGAAGAGACGUAUGUGACUGAUAUAAAGGCAGAAGAUAUAGAGGGAGAAGAAGAGAUGUAUGUGAGGGGUGAUCAGCAGUGUAAGGAGGAGGAGAUCCCUACAUAUACCAGCACAGGUGGAUGUGGCAGCCGGAAUGUCUCAGAGGAUCAUCUGAUUCUAUUGCCAGAUGGUGAAAUAGAAGAAAAACAUGUCACCCAAGAAUCUCCAGAAGAAAUCCCUCUUACCCCAAUUACACAGGCAGCACGUCACCGUGCAGAUAUGUCACCUGUUCCCUCUGAUCCUGGGGAAUGUCCCCCUGAUAACUCUUAUAUUGGUGCAUCUGUUACAGCUCUUACAGUAGAUACAGAGUUACCCUCUACUGUAGAUGCCAAAUGUUUUACACAGGACACACAGGUUAUUACCCAUCAGCCAGGUGAGAAUCCAUUUCCAUGUUCUGAGUGUGGGAAAUGUUUUACAUGGAAAUCACAUCUUGUUACACAUCAGAGAAGUCACACAGGUGAGAAGCCAUUUCCAUGUUCUGAGUGUGGGAAAUGUUUUACACGGAAAUCAUCUCUUGUUAUACAUCAGAGAAAACACAUAGGAGAGAAACGAUUUCCAUGUUCUGAGUGUGACAAAUGUUUUACAUACAAAUCACAUCUUGUUAGACAUCAGAGAAAACACAUAGGAGAGAAACCAUUUUCAGACUCUGAGUGUGAGAAAUGUUUUAUAGACAAAUUAGCUCCUGUUACACAUCAGAGAAGUCAUACAGGUGAGAAGCUAUUUCCAUGCUCUCAGUGUGGGAAAUGUUUUACUGUACAUUCAAUUCUUGUUAGACAUCAGAGAAGACACACAGGCGAGAAACCAUUUCCAUGUCCUGAGUGUGGGAAAUGUUUUACAGAUAAAUCAUCUGUUGUUAGACAUCAGAGAAGACACACAGGUAAGAAACUAUUUCCAUGCUCUGAGUGUGAGAAAUGCUUUACACAGAAAUCAGAUCUUGUUUUACAUGAGAGAAGUCACACAGGUGUGAAGCCUUAUGCGUGUUCUGAGUGUGGAAAAUGUUUUACACACAAAUCAUAUCUUGUAAUACAUCAUAGAAGUCACACAGGUGAGAAGCCAUUUUCAUGUUCUGAGUGUGGGAAAUAUUUUACGCAGAAAUCAUCUCUUGUUACACAUAAGAGAAGUCAUACAGGUGAAAAGCCAUAUCCAUGUUCUAAGUGUGGGAAAUGUUUUACACAGAAAUCAUAUCUUGUAAUACACCAUAGAAGUCACACAGAUGAGAAGCCAUUUUCAUGUCCUGAGUGUGGGAAAUAUUUUACACAUAAAUCAUCUCUUGUUACACACCAGAGAAGUCACACAGGUGAGAGGCCAUUUUCAUGUUCUGAAUGUGAGAAAUGUUUUACAUGGAAAUCAUCUCUUGUUACACAUCAGAGAAGUCAUACAGGUGAGAAGCCAUUUCUAAGUGCUGAUGUUCUGGAGGGAGCAUCAUUUGCGCCAGCAACUGUGCAAGCCGACAUUAUUGUGAUUCCAAAGCCGGAGAGGGAUCCAACGCAAUGCUCCAACUAUCGCCCGAUUUCAUUGCUGAAUGUAGAUCUUAAGAUAUACAGUCAAGUCCAAGCCAACUGCUUGGCUCCCCUACUUAUACAACUGAUACACCCGGACCAAGUGGGCUUCAUCUCCGGCCGCCAGGCCUCCGAUAAUACCAGGAGAGCCAUAGAUUUGAUUUACUCUAUCCAUAAACAGAAGCUACCCUCGUUGUUGCUAGCACUGGAUGCCGAGAAGCCUUUUGACAGAAAAUCCUGGCCCUUCGCUUUUUCAGUGUUCCGGAGGAUGGGCUUUUCUGGCAAAUUCCUAGAAGGUGUUUCGGUGCUUUACAGAUCCCCUACUGCCACCUUUUCUGUUAAUCGCCUCAACUCUUCCGCGUUCAGUAUCACUAACGGCACCAGACAGGGAUGCCCGCUCUCCCCGUUGCUGUUUGCCCUGGUUAUGGAACCGCUGGCAGCAAGAAUCCAAGGUAAUAUAGAUAUAGCUGGAGUGUGGGUAGGCCCUUCUGAACAUAAAAUUGCGUUAUACGCUGACGAUGUCCUAAUAUCUUUGGGAUCCCCAUCUCAGUCGUUACAAUCGCUCCUUUCUGAGAUAGACCUCUACUCUAAAUAUUCAGAUUAUAAACUUAAUACGGGUAAGACUGAAGUAUUGAAUUUUUAUAUCCCCGGCCCGAUUAAGCUCUCUUUGGAAAACUCCUUUCCAUUUCAAUGGCACAAGCAAAAGAUCAAAUACCUAGUCUACAGGAGGAGCGGCCUGUGGUGCCCUGGUAAUUUUACUAUACAGAGCAGGACCCAGAGACCCAUCACGGUGUCUCCACCUCACUCACUGAUACAUGAGAGACACAAUGACCAGAAGAUCCUGGAAUUCACCAACAAGAUCAUUCAGCUGCUGACUGGAGAGGAGGAGGAGUAUAUAGAGGAACACAGGGGUCUGUACAAGGACGUGAUGAUGGAGAAUCCCCGGCCCCUCACAUCACUGGAUGGGCCCAGUAACAGAGAUACCCCAGAGAGAUGUCCCCGUCCUCUGUAUUCCCAGGAUUGUACAGCGGAGAAUCACAGGAUCCCACAGGAGGAUCAGAGUGAAGAUCUGGCUGAAGAUACAGAGGGAGAAGAAGAGACGUAUGUGACUGAUAUAAAGGCAGAAGAUAUAGAGGGAGAAGAAGAGACAUAUGUGACUGAUAUAAAGGCAGAAGGUAUAGAGGGAGAAGAAGAGACGUAUGUGACUGAUAUAAAGGCAGAAGAUAUAGAGGGAGAAGAAGAGACGUAUGUGACUGAUAUGAAGGCAGAAGUUAUAGAGGAAGAAGAAGAGACUUAUGUGACUGAUAUGAAGACAGAAGAUAUAGAGGGAGAAGAAGAAACGUAUGUGACUGAUAUGAAGGCAGAAGAUAUAGAGGGAGAAGAGACGUAUGUGACUGAUAGAAAGGCAGAAGAUAUCGGGAGAGAAGAAGAGACGUAUGUGACUGAUAUAAAGACAGAAGAUAUAGAGGGAGAAGAAGAGACGUAUGUGGCUGAUAUAAAGGCAGAAGAUACAGAGGGAGAAGAAGAGACGUAUGUGACUGUUAUAAAGGUAGAAGAUACAGAGGUAGAAGAGACGUAUGUGACUGUUAUAAAGGCAGAAGAUAUAGAGGUAGAAGAAGAGACGUAUGUGACUGUUAUAAAGGCAGAAGAUAUAGAGGUAGAAGAAGAGACGUAUGUGAGGGGUGAUCAGCAGUGUAAGGAGAAGACAAUCCCUACAGAUAUCCGCACAGGUGGAUGUGGCAGCCGGAAUGUCUCAGAGGAUCAUCUGAUUCUAUUGCCAGAUGGUCAAAUAGAAGAAAAAUAUGUCUCCCAAGAAUCUCCUAAAGAAAUCCCUCUUACCCCAGUUAUACGGGCAGCACGUCACCGUGCAGAUAUGUCACCUGUUCCCUCUGAUCCUGGGGAAUGUCCCCCUGAUAACUCUGAUAUUGGUGCAUCUGUUACAUCUAUUACAGUAGAUACAGAGUUACCCUCUACUGUAGAUGCCAAAUGUUUUACACAGUAUACACAGGUUAUUACCCAUCAGCCAGGUGAGAGGCCAUUUCCAUGUCCUGAGUGUGGGAAAUGUUUUAUAAAGAAAUCAGCUCUUGUUACACAUCAGAGAAGUCAUACAGGUGAGAGGCCAUUUCCAUGUUCUGAGUGUGGCAAAUGUUUUACACGGAAAUCACAUCUUGUUACCCAUCAGAGAAAACACACAGGUGAGAAGCCAUUUCCAUGUCCUGAGUGUGGGAAAUGUUUUACAGAUAAAUCAUCUGUUUUUUCACAUCGGAGAAAUCACACAGGUGAUAAACCGUAUCCAUGCUCUGAGUGUGGGAAAUGUUUUACACAUAAAUCACAUCUUGUUUUACAUGAGAGAAGUCACACAGGUGAGAAGCCUUAUGCGUGUUCUGAGUGUGGGAAAUGUUUUACACACAAAUCACAUCUUCUUAGACAUCAGAGGAUUCACACAGGUAAGAAACUAUUUCCAUGCUCUGAGUGUGAGAAAUGCUUUACACAUAAAUCAUCUCUUGCUACACAUCAGAGAAGUCACACAGGUGAGAGACUCUUUCCAUGUUCUGAGUGUGGGAAAUUUUUUAUACAUAAAUCAGAUCUUAUUAAACAUCAGAGAUGUCACACAGGUAUGAGGCCAUUUCCAUGUUCUCAGUGUGGGAGAUGUUUUAGAAAUGAAUCAGGUCUUGCUAGACAUGAGAAAAGUCACACAGGUGAGAAACCAUAUCCAUGUCCUGAAUGUGGAAAAUGGUUUACACAGAAACCACAUCUUGUUACACAUCAGAGAAGUCACACAGGUGAAAAGCCAUUUCCAUGUCCUGAGUGUGGGAAAUGUUUUACACGGAAAUCACAUCUUGUUACACAUCAGAGAAGUCACACAGGUGAAAAGCCAUUUCCAUGUUCUGAGUGUGAGAAAUGUUUUAUACAUAAAUCAGAUCUUAUUAAACAUCAGAGAUGUCACACAGGUGAGAGGCAAUUUCCAUGUCCUGAGUGUGGGAAUUGUUUUACACGGAAAUCAUCUCUUGUUACACAUCAGAGAAGUCACACAGGUGAGAAGCCAUUUCCAUGUUCUGAGUGUGGGAAAUGUUUUACACGGAAAUCAAAUCUUGUUACACAUCAGAGAAGUCACGCAGGUGAGAAGCCAUUUCCAUGCCCUGAGUAAGUGGAGUUACUCAGGUGGUACUUUGUGUGUUUGCAAAUGAGAAUAUUUUAUCCCAAAAAUAAACAUUAGUAAGCAUAGUAUGUCACAGGAUACUGUAUCUGUUGUUCUAAUUAAUUUUAAUAAUACCAUUAAAUAUCACAACUAAAUCAUAAAAUCUAUAAAAUAAACAUAUUUGGUGGAUUACA